AUGCACAGACAGCGUGUUGUGACGUCAUGGAGCAAAGAAAAUACAAUUCAUAAAGUCGCAGAAGUUAUUGUCGCUGGCUUGUCUAUGCUAUGUAUGUCUAUGCAGCUAUGCAAUAAAUUCUCGUUCAUGGCGUCGGAUGCUGUUGAUGUUGUUGUGGCUGGUGCGGCUGCUGUCGUUGUGGCAGGUGUGGCUUAUGUGCUACUGAAAUCUCGCGAGAUUAAUGCAGAGGAUUAUGAGUCGAGUAUAUUUUGCGCCUUUGACGACCGGUUGGUCGCCAUAGUGCGAAAUUGCCACAGAAAAAAUGGUGACGAUCAUGACGACCACGAUGCAACAGCACAAUCACAUCAACAAAAACAGUUGCAACAACAACAGCAACAACACAAUCUCAUCAACAACAACAGUUGCAACAACAAUAACAACAACAACUGCGAGAACAUUAACAGGAACAUCAACCAGAAAAUUUUCUUUAUAAAAUGCAUUUAA
Helobdella robusta is the source of this 483-nucleotide messenger RNA. RefSeq lists its product as hypothetical. NCBI's taxonomy places the organism in Eukaryota, Metazoa, Annelida, Clitellata, Rhynchobdellida, Glossiphoniidae. The record is from RefSeq and is a predicted model, not a curated record. Bases 1 to 483 code for a protein of 160 amino acids. The transcript has 5 exons.